AUGCGCGUUGAAGUCUCCCAGCAGAACUAUGGAGUCCCCUACUGGUGCCCUAUACAGGACUCCAUGCAGGUAACACCUACAGUCACCCCAUCAGUUUUCCUAGCUUCCACUCAAGGUACUGCAGAUGACAAAAAUGGACCAGAGACAUCCCCCAAGUGCAUCUACACCCUCGAAGAAGAAAACGAUACUGUGACAGUGAACAUUGACAAGAAUGACUCAGCAGACAAAUACGAGAUUAAAUUCACAGACACAUCAGAUGGAAGCAGUACAAAAACAUGGCCAGAAGAGUCUUUCCCAAUAUCACUUAAAUCAUUUAAGCCUUGCCAAAAUUACACUGUCACUCUUACUCCUUCCUGUAAACCCACGACUGGAUUUUUUAAAACAAGCGAAUUAGUUGACUCAGAUGUAAGCCACACGUUGAAGAUAACUGGGGCAAAAGUACAAGUGUGUUUUGAGACCAAAUGGGAUUUGAGUAAAUGUAUUGAUCUCGAUACCAGUAACUCCUGCACUGGCUAUAGCGUGACUUUCAACGGAGAUCCCUGCAAGAAAUCUAUCCCUUUCACACUUCCCCCAGUAAAGCCUGUUAUUAGUUAUACAAACGAGUUCCCCACGGAAUUACGUUGGCGCAAUCAGCCUUCAAACUGCCUAAAAAACUUCACAUACAACUGCAAUGGUUUGACAGUUGCAGAUUUGAAACCUUUUCAUGAUUAUGCAUGCACUGGGACAUAUGAUUAUGAGAAUGGAACAAUUACAAGUGAUCCCAUCCGAGUUAAGAUUGAUUGUGAUAUAGUGAAUGAGCCCAGUCUCUCUGUAAGUCAUAAUAGCAUUCAUGCAUCCUGGCAAUUGGAUAGCGAGAACUGUCCAUCGAUUACCACAAACUUCACCUGGAAAGUAACAUGCAAAGAACAUGGUUCCACCAGAUAUUUAAAAGGGCACUGUACCAAGAACUCCUGUGAAUUUUCUAAGUUGGAAUUUUUUACGGUAUAUACUUGUGAGUUUGAAGCAGCUUAUGAAAACAAACCAUUUCACAUCACUACCAAAACUACAAAAACCUGGCCUGGACAACCGUCUUACACAAAUGGUCCAACAAAAAAAGAGGAAAGCCAUAAUGCUUUCAGAGUGAGCUGGUCAAUCGACAGUUGGAAUGGCGAUUCGGGAAAGAUCUUCGCAGAGCUCUACAUUAAUCAUAAUCUGCAAGAGAAUAAAACAGACUGCAAUGGAAAAAUUUGUAAUUUUCAUUUCACAAACCUCUACUACUCAACACAAUAUAAAAUUAAGGUGUAUGCCCAAAAUGGUCAUGGGAACAGAACAGUUAUCCUUGAUAUGGAUCAUUCCACUAAAUACAAUGACAAAGCCGUUAUUGGAUUCCUGGCCAUUCUCAUUGUUCCUACAUCUGCUGCACUGCUGUUUGUCCUCUACAAAAUCUAUCUUUCAAUGAGAGAGAAGUCAAGAUGACAUAGACGAUCCUACAUCAGGUGAUGACGGACAAUGCCAGCUCCAGAGCCUAUGGGUUUGUGUCCUACUCAUCUCAGGAGGCCGCUGGAUGUUAAAUAGCAUAUUUUAAAAAGUACAGUUACAGUUACUGUGUAGGUUUACUGAAGCACUGUAAUUUUUCAUGUUUAUG
Messenger RNA from Ictalurus furcatus (blue catfish), 1624 nucleotides. RefSeq names its product receptor-type tyrosine-protein phosphatase C-like. The transcript is spliced from 16 exons. Gene Ontology annotation, molecular function: protein binding. Lineage: Eukaryota; Metazoa; Chordata; Actinopteri; Siluriformes; Ictaluridae. The record is from RefSeq and is a predicted model, not a curated record. The coding region runs from base 1 to 1455 and encodes 484 amino acids.